AAAGCCUCAUUAUUUUUCAAGAGUACCAACACCAACGCCCAACCAUCAUCGGACAUCCGACAUCCUUCCCUUCGUUAUCAGAUUAGGCAAGACGAGAUAGAGUGCAGCGAGAGAAAAAAAGGGGAUCGGUUUGCACAGCACUUAGAUUCACGGAAAGACCAGACAAUCAGUCAGUCAAUCAAUCAAUCAAUCAAGCAAGACACAGCAGCACAAUACACUAGUUUAUACCUCUUUGAUCUUAUACCCUUGACACUUGAUCUUAUACCUUGACCAUGGGCCAGUGCGCAUCGAAAACGCAACAUGCUGUAGAAGCAGCUUCGUCUUCUCUAGCUUGCCACAAGAAGAGCCACAAGCAGAACCAGAAGAGUCAAAGUCCAAUAGCCACAGAUCCAAGAGCUUCCUCUAGCACCAGUACCGCUGUUACCGCACCCCUUGCCGGGCCUGAACCAUGCUCUCCUCCUCCGCCUCCAAGACAAACGACUCCAGAGGUUGUUCCGCCAGUGAAAGCACAAGCACCGGCAUCAGCACCUGCGCCGCAAGCGGAAGCGGAAGAACCGGGGAACAUGUCCGCCAUCACCGCACUUACGGCAGUCUCUGAAGAAACCUCGGAGCGAUCGUCAGAGCCAUCUGAUCAUGGUCCUAACCAGUUCAACAACAGCAACAACAAACGUAUAGAGCAGGCGCCUGUCCCUGAACAAGCACCGUUGCCAACUCAGGCAACUCUUGCUACCCCCGAUACCCCCACACUUACUACAACGCCAUGUACUGAGAAUACUGAUGCUACCCCUGAACCCGCUGAUAAUGCCCCCGCAAGAACAACAACCAAUUCGGAUAAUGCUACCCUCCCCGUGGCAAACAGCCCCAUGGCGGACGAUUCUGCAAAGUCCAUGGUAGAUGACUCGGCCAAGUCCAUGGUAGACGACUCGGCCAAGUCCAUGGUAGACGAGUCCGCAAAGUCCAUAGAUCUACCCUCCCGGUAUGAUUAUGAUGACGACGGCAGUGAGUAUGAAGAGGAGCUGGCGGCACCGGUGUUCAACAUCAAACCUAACAGUACCAGCACCACCAGCAGUCGCAUGUCACGACGACUUAGCAGUGAUCAUACCGGUACCAGUCGCAACAGUGCCCCCGCCAUUCCCCGUGUUCAACGACGCAUGAGUGGGGGACCUGCCGGCAUGAUGAUGAUGAUGCCACGGCGGCCCAGUGGCAGUGGGUAUGCGACCGAGGGCAUGAUCCCUCCCAACGCCGUCGUACCACGAGAAGCAGCUCAAGCUCAAGCCAGUCGAUUUGGCAAUCUGCGCAACAACAACAAUAACAAUAAGAACCUCAAACGAGACAACUCUUGGUUUGUCCUGGGAUACGACUCCACCAGUUCCUCCCAACACUACCGCAACAUGGCAUACAACACCAACAACACCAACAAUCUCGAAGACUCGUGGUCCGGAUUGACCAUUCCUUCCCAACAUUACAUUCCUCAAAAUACACAGUUGCGAAAACUGACUUCCAAACAAAACAACAAUACCAAUCAAGAUAGCAUGACCGAUAGUAUUGCAGCCGAAUCCUGGGCGGGACUUUCGUUGCCGUCGGCCUACCGAACACUCUCCACCGACAAUGAAUCUGUGUUGGAAAACUCCUUUGCGACUUGCACCACCCGCAUGACAGCGGGCGGUGUCGACGAUGAAGAUCUGCUCAGUAUCUACGAUGCCAGUUUGAAUGGAUCCGUCCUUCAAUUAGUAAACAACCACAAUGGUGCCACCACAAUCACGCCGGCUGCCCCGGAAGAAACAGAGGGAACUGUGGAUAGAAUGGUUCAUCCAACAACAAAAACAAGAGCAACAAAAGGCAGAAUCAGACGGUGCCAAUCGAUGGAACUACCCCCGCCAUCGACGUCGAUUCUACCAGUGCACCAAGAAGAAGGAGAAGAAGCAGGAACCGAACAGCCAUCACAUCGGAGACGACACAGUGGGGGUAUCCUUCUGCUGGAUUAGCGUGCAGUAGACACCUCCUCCUCCUUGUCACAUUCAUUAUGCAAGAUCAUCUUCAUAUCUGGGUACGGACCUGUGCAGGAACUUUGGGGCAUCGUCACAUACUGGAUCUGUUUGUUACUAGCUAGCUAGUUACAACCACUCGCUCAAUCAGUCGUAACAAUCCAAUGGCUAGUAGACUAGUAGACUAGACUAGUUGCCUGCAGCUCGUACUGGAUCUUUGG
Molecule: messenger RNA, 2206 nt
Organism: Seminavis robusta
Lineage: Eukaryota; Bacillariophyta; Bacillariophyceae; Naviculales; Naviculaceae
Source: the annotation of a GenBank genome assembly